Molecule: messenger RNA, 2719 nt
Organism: Misgurnus anguillicaudatus (oriental weatherfish)
Lineage: Eukaryota; Metazoa; Chordata; Actinopteri; Cypriniformes; Cobitidae
Gene: arsj
Product: arylsulfatase family, member J
Molecular function (GO): sulfuric ester hydrolase activity
Source: RefSeq, a predicted model, not a curated record
GAAUGAAUCAUUUGCGAAUCGGACACCAGCGAGAAGAGAAGUUGCAUGAGCGCAAGAUGAGGCAGUAAAAGUUUGUCAUUGAAGACAGACAGUUCACUUCACGAUAACAUUUGUUUUUUACUUAAUAUUAAUUCAGUGAUUUGAAGUGAGGAUACCUCGAUUGACUCCUUGUUUGUUUGGAUUAGAUUUGAACCGUUCUUUUAAAUCAAUUGAAUGGCAACAACACUUGUAUUGAUUAAAUGAAUGCAUCACCCAUAAAGAUUAUAUGUGUUGUUCAUGACAGUUUCGGACAAUGUGUACCUGAUUUCCAAGCGCGUCUGUUUCUCCCGCCGCUCGAGACAAACUCCCUGACAUGCACGCGCGCGGUCUCCUGCCAAACCGUUAAAACUACCGGCAUCUGGUGCUUUACAUCUCACUCGAUCGCUUAUUUCACAGAGCAGGACGGCGGAUGCAUCAGAUGCGAUGGACGCACGGAUGGGAAGCGCGUUGCUUUUGACGCUUUUCACCACUUUUUGCCGUUUAGUCAACUCGACAUACGGAACGUGGAGUUAUCACGCCAGUCAUGGGAAUAAUGUGGACGGGCGAUCCUCUCAACCUCAUAUUAUUUUUAUAAUGGUGGAUGACCAGGGAUUUCGGGACGUGGGCUAUCACGGGUCAGAGAUUAAGACCCCGACACUGGACAAACUGGCAGCAGCGGGAGUCAAACUGGAAAACUAUUACGUGCAGCCGCUGUGCAGUCCGUCCAGGAGCCAGCUGAUGACCGGCAGAUAUCAAAUCCACACCGGCCUUCAGCACUCCAUCAUUCGACCCACCCAGGCGAACUGUCUACCUCUGGAGAACGUCACUCUUCCUCAGAAGCUGAAGAACGCUGGAUACUCGACUCAUAUGGUUGGGAAAUGGCACCUUGGUUUCUAUAAGCGUGGCUGUAUGCCCACCCAGCGGGGCUUCGACACCUUUUUUGGCUCUUUGUUGGGUAGCGGCGACUACUACACCCAUUACAAAUGUGAUAGUCCGGGAUUGUGCGGCUACGAUCUUCACGAAGGCGAGGAGGCCGCUUGGGAGCAGGAUCGCGGCAUCUAUUCCACCAUCAUGUACACGCAGAAGGCCAUAAACAUCCUCGCGUCUCACGAUCCCAGAAAACCCAUCUUUCUUUACUUGGCCUUCCAGGCGGUACACUCUCCCUUGCAGGUUCCUGCCCGAUACAUCAGACGCUACAAGUCCAUCCCGAACCUGCAUCGCCGCAAAUACGCGGCCAUGGUCAGCUGUUUGGACGAGGCUGUACGCAAUCUCACUCUUGCACUGAAACAAUACGGCUAUUAUGACAACACGGUUAUGGUUUAUUCCUCGGAUAACGGCGGACAGCCGAUGGCAGGAGGGAACAACUGGCCAUUAAGGGGGAGUAAAGGAACUUACUGGGAAGGUGGCAUACGUGCAGUGGGUUUUGUUCAUAGCCCCCUACUGGUCAAGAAGGGCACAACAAGCCGAGCUUUGAUACACAUCACCGACUGGUACCCGACACUGGUGAUGCUUGGGGAAGGGAUGCUGGAUGAGGACCAGAAUCUGGACGGUUACGAUAUCUGGGAAGCCAUUAGCGAAGGCCGUCCAUCCCCUCGGCAAGAUAUUCUUCACAACAUAGACCCUAUCUACAUCAAAGCCAAGAACGGAUCCUGGAAGGCCGGCUUCGGAAUCUGGAACACGGCCAUCCAGGCGGCGCUCCGUGUGGGUGACUGGAAGCUAUUGACCGGCGUGCCAGGAUAUAGCGACUGGAUCCCGCCGCAGACUUUCUCCACGGUGUUGCUCACCAAACGUUGGCACAAGGAGCGCGUAAGUUGGCAGCGAGGCAAGUCUAUAUGGCUUUUCAACAUCACGGCCGAUCCGUACGAGCGGGUGGACCUUUCUCAACGCUACCCACAUGUGGUUAAAAAAAUGCUAUUCAGGCUUCUGCAGUACAACAAGACGGCCGUCCCCUGCCGCUACCCGGCGAAAGACUAUCGCUCCAAUCCUCAGUACAACGGGGGAGUGUGGGGGCCUUGGUACACGGGCGACGAUGAAGAUGAGGAGGAUAAUCUGCUCUCGUACGAUUUAGAAAAGAGUUGGAAAAAAGCUAAACGGAGAGGGAAGUUGAAGAAAAAAACCUGAGGUCAGUUUUGACACUCGCGUUAACUCAGGGAUAAAUGCAUCUGUGAACUUUGUGAAAGUCAUUUUCACUGAUUUCCAGUAUAGAUUUACCUCUAAUAUCACACCAAGAGCAAUUUAAAGGUGAAGGGUGACAUUAAAGUACUUCAUAUAUAAUGUGCAGCGACAGCUGUAAGUAAACCAUUCGUGGAUUGACUACCCAAAGAGUGUAAACACUGUGACUAUGGUGCUUUCAACAUCGCUCUGAUUGUUUGAGCAGUCUGAUAUAUAAACAUUCGACGCGGACCAAUGGUGUAAGUUUGGGGUGAGAUGAUUAGUUUGUCCAAAUUGUGGAAGACAGACGAUUGUGGCACAGACAUUUUACACCUUGACGCCUGUGCUCCACGUGUUUAGUAGGAAAACCACUUGAAUUGCUUUAAUAAGUGAAGUUGUCGGGUUAUAUGAGAAGACUAAAUGAAAUCAGACUUUGUUGAUGGUGCUAUAUCCUUAGCAAACAUUUGAAACAAGAUAAAAUUUUUAUUAUAAAUAUAUAUUGUGAAAAGCAAUUUAAAACCUCAACUACAUAUAAAAAGCAUAUACUGUA